GAUUGGUCGGCCUGUCGGGUGUGAGGUGUUUCCAAAAACCAGACGUGAUUGUUUGGUGGACUGUAUACAGGUGAUUUCGGUGAUCGGUUUGGUUUCAACAGAACAGCAAUGCUGAAGUUGGCGGUACUAGCUGUGAUGGCUCUUCUUUUAAUGGGGUCCGUCAAUGCUCAGCAAAGAGGUAACUCGACAGAUGCCAGUGCACCGAUUACCACACAAGAAGAACCCACUAUUGUGACCAACGAGACGGAGAGUGCGGACGUUUCGCCGACAACCGAAGAAAAUCCUGGAAUAAUAACUGCAUUAAGGCGCGAACUCGAGAGGAGAUGGGCAGUUCGUUUGAAGCAAAUUGAGGAACGACGCCAGAGUAUCGUAAGCAAUCUGGAGAACCUGACUGGUCGAAGGCAAGAGUUUGAGGUUCGACGCCAGGAACAGCAACGUAAUUCGGACGAAGAGCGGAUCGCACGACGUAUGGAAAACGAGGCUCGUCGGGCAGGCCGUACACCGAGAAGGGAACAAAGACGAAACAAUCAACAGCGACAACAACGGGUGGAUCAGACGGCAGAAAGCGAUGCGGAUAACGAAGUCGAUAGUGGGGCACUGCCUCCUACGGUGGCUGAUGCAAUCCGCAACGUAGUGUUAAUCGAAGAAGCAAGUGGUAAUGUAAGGUUAGUUGAUCUUGGCACGGAGGAAGGCCGGGAGCUAGCUUCGCGGGUAACGGUGCGAGAGGAAACCGCAGAUGAUAAGAAGGAGGUGCUGUCCAAGCUCCGGCUGAAAUUGGGUCAACUGUAAAGUAGGUUAGAUAAUGAUUAGAUAGGAAAAUUAUGCUUAUUUAUUAAAUUCGACUGUCUUUGAAUUUGUUUAAGAAUAAACAAAUUCUGAAU
Messenger RNA from Topomyia yanbarensis, 881 nucleotides. RefSeq lists its product as uncharacterized. The coding region runs from base 109 to 789 and encodes 226 amino acids. The transcript is spliced from 2 exons. The record is from RefSeq and is a predicted model, not a curated record. NCBI's taxonomy places the organism in Eukaryota, Metazoa, Arthropoda, Insecta, Diptera, Culicidae.